Neomonachus schauinslandi (Hawaiian monk seal) is the source of this 720-nucleotide messenger RNA. RefSeq names its product ribosomal protein L12 (gene RPL12). The record is from RefSeq and is a predicted model, not a curated record. Gene Ontology annotation, molecular function: structural constituent of ribosome; large ribosomal subunit rRNA binding. NCBI's taxonomy places the organism in Eukaryota, Metazoa, Chordata, Mammalia, Carnivora, Phocidae. Gene Ontology annotation, biological process: translation. The transcript has 7 exons. Gene Ontology annotation, cellular component: ribosome; cytosolic large ribosomal subunit. Bases 176 to 673 code for a protein of 165 amino acids.
CGUCGCUGGGAGGCUGGGCGGAGCCGACGGUUCUCGCGAGAAUCGCGCUUUCCUGCCUAUAUCCGGCGCAGUCAGAAGACCUUCCGGUCUUUUGGCUUUCGGCUCGGGGCGGCAAAGGUGCAACUUUCUUCGGUCGUCCCGAAUCCGGGUUCAUCCGACACCAGCCACCUCCGCCAUGCCGCCUAAGUUCGACCCCAACGAGAUCAAAGUCGUGUACCUGAGGUGCACCGGUGGCGAAGUCGGUGCCACGUCUGCCCUGGCCCCGAAGAUCGGCCCGCUGGGUCUGUCUCCAAAAAAGGUUGGUGAUGACAUCGCCAAGGCAACCGGUGACUGGAAGGGCCUAAGGAUUACGGUGAAACUGACCAUUCAGAACAGACAGGCCCAGAUUGAAGUGGUACCUUCUGCCUCUGCCCUGAUUAUCAAAGCCCUCAAGGAACCACCAAGAGACAGAAAGAAGCAGAAAAACAUUAAGCACAGUGGAAAUAUCACUUUUGAUGAGAUUGUCAAUAUUGCCCGACAGAUGCGACACCGAUCUUUAGCCAGAGAACUCUCUGGAACCAUUAAAGAAAUCCUGGGGACUGCCCAGUCUGUGGGGUGCAAUGUUGACGGCCGCCACCCUCAUGACAUCAUAGAUGACAUCAACAGUGGUGCGGUGGAAUGCCCAGCUAGUUAACUACAAAGGAAAAUGUUUCAAUAAAGGAUCAUUUGACAACCAGUGGA